Messenger RNA from Pantherophis guttatus, 3398 nucleotides. The record is from RefSeq and is a predicted model, not a curated record. NCBI's taxonomy places the organism in Eukaryota, Metazoa, Chordata, Lepidosauria, Squamata, Colubridae.
UCCUUGCUGUUAACAUUAAAGCCUUUGUGCUUAACAUUUCACAAGGAAUCAAGUGCUAUGUCAGCCGUAGCCUUCAAACUGGCCAGGGAAAAGGCCAUCCUAGAUGGCCUAGGAUCCAGUGGAAAUAUUGUAAAAUACUUAAACCAGGAUUUUGAGGCCCUGAAAAGGCAAUGUUUGCAUUCUGGGACUCUCUUCAAAGAUGAACAAUUUCCUGCCUGCCCCUCUUCUCUUGGCUAUAAAGAAUUGGGACCUUAUUAUUCCAAAACUCAGGGGAUUAUUUGGAAACGACCCCAGGAACUGGUCCCAAACCCCCAGUUCAUUGAGGGAGGAGCCACUCGUACAGAUAUUUGUCAGGGGCUUCUGGGAGACUGUUGGCUUUUGGCAGCUGUUGCAAGUCUCACCUUAAAUGAAGCCAUUUUAGAGUGGGUUGUUCCCAAUGAUCAGAGUUUCCAGAAAGACUAUGCUGGGAUAUUUCAUUUCAAGUUUUGGCAGUAUGGAGAAUGGUUGGAUGUUAUUGUUGAUGACCGGCUUCCCACAAAAAAUGGACAACUAGUCUAUUUGCACUCAAAAGAACGCAAUGAGUUUUGGGGCGCCUUACUGGAGAAAGCCUACGCCAAAUUGAAUGGUUCUUAUGAGGCUUUGAUUGAAGGAACUUUGACAGAAGCUUUUGAAGAUUGUACUGGUGGGAUCUGUGAAUCGUUUCAUCAUAAUCCAGCUCCCGCUAAAUUGUAUCAAAUAAUCCAAAAAGCUUUGCAAGCUGGUUCAUUGUUGGGCUGCUUCAUUAAUACCAGUGAAAAAGUGCAAAAAACAAGUAAGCAGCUGUUCUCACACCAUGCUUAUUCUGUUACUGGAGCAGAAGAGGUUACUUACCGUGGCCACCUGGAGGAAUUAAUCAGAAUCAGAAAUCCAUGGGGUGAUCGUGAAUGGACAGGAGCCUGGAGUGAUAAUGCCCCGGAAUGGAAGUAUAUUAAUCCUAAACAAAGGAAUACUCUGCAUAGGCAAGCAAUUGAUGGAGAAUUUUGGAUGUCCUUCUCAGAUUUUAAGAAGCAAUUUACAAAUCUUGAGAUCUGCAACUUGUCUCCAGAUCCUCUGGCCUGCAAUCAAACUCGUAAAUGGAACAUGAAACUAUUCCAUGGAACCUGGCAAAGUGGUUCUACAGCUGGUGGCUCCCCAAAUUAUCCAGAAACAUAUUGGACCAACCCACAGUUUAAAAUGAAAUUGGAAGAGCCAGAUGAUGAUCAGGAACCAAGUGCAUCUGAGCCUUGUUGCACGAUGAUAGUAGGUUUGAUGCAGAAAAAUCGCAGACGACAGAAGAUGAAGGGGGAAGAUUGGCUCAACAUUAGCUACUCCAUUUAUCAGAUGCCCAAAGAGUUAGAAAAUCAAGUUAAUGUUCAUCUAAGCAGAGAGUUCUUCUCAACAAAUAAACCUGUAGUUCAUUUUGGCCGAGAGGUCUGCUCGCGUGAAGCAUCAAUUCGCUUCCACCUGCCACAGGGAGAAUAUCUUAUUGUGCCAUACACCUCUCAGCCUUCGCAAGAUGGACAUUUCUGCCUUAGGAUCUUCUCUGUGAAACAGAUUAAAGCUCAAGAAAUUGGGGACACUGCCACUGCUAAUCCAUAUGAGCCUCAAGUUACAGGCAAGGAUAUAGACAACGAAUUCAAAAGUCUGUUCCAAAAGCUUUCUGGGGAGGAUUGUGAACUGACUGCUGAUGAACUUCAGACUAUUUUGAAUAGAGUCAUAACAAAAAGAAUAGACAUUAAAAGUGAUGGAUUCAACAUAAACACCUGCAGGGAGAUGAUCAGUCUCUUAGAUAAAGAUGGAAUCGGUACCCUGGGACUUGUAGAAUUCAAGAUCCUUUGGAUGAAGAUUCAGAAAUAUCUGGAAAUCUAUAAAAAAGUAGAUACGAACUGUUCUGGAACCAUAGAUGCACGUGAAAUGAGAAAUGCUCUCAAGGAAGCAGGUUUCACUCUCAGUAACAAAAUCCAGCAAAGUAUAAUUAUUCGUUAUGCCUGCAGCAAGCUGGCCAUUGACUUUGAUGGCUUUGUGUCCUGUAUGAUUCGUCUAGAAUGCUUGUUCAAAAUGUUUCAGAUACUAGAUAAGGAUAAGGAUGGAACAGUUCAGCUUUCUUUGACAGAGUGGCUGUGUUGUGCAUUGAUUUAAAGCAUUAUUUUUGGCAAUCAUUUGGAAACCGGACAAACGUAUCAUUCCACCAAGAAGUUUCUGAGAAAAAGCUGAUUCCAUGACCUUCUAAAAAUAUGAGGAAUUAUGCAAGACUCUAGUGUAUAAUUUAAAAUGAUCAUAAAAUAAACAAUUAUGCAUAGAAAAAAUAUUUUAUAGCAAGCAUAGCCACAUUAGCAGCUUUGAUUUAAUGAAUAAUAUAUGUUAUGAAAUCUAUGUUUCAAAACUGCGAUUAAAAUUGAAUUCAUCUCUAAUUUUAUUUCUAUAUAAAAAUAAUUCAUCUGCUUACAUUUUGUACCUAUCAGAAAGCUGUAUGUCUUGCCUAAGAAUAGAAACUGAUUUAUAAAAUAUCUAGUAUUUCUAUUUUCCAAAAUGGGAGAUCAUCCAUCCUGGAGGAGAAGGAAGAUGAAAAUUAAAUGAGUUGGAGAAUAUCAUGGGCUUAGGGCCAGAACAGAUAGCCUUACCCCAAAGCAUAAAUAAUUGGUAAAAGUCUAAUGUGAAGUUUAGUUAAAAAUACUGAAAUAUAUGAAACAAAAUGGAAGAGACCUGAACGGGCCAGUAGAUUAGAAUAACCCUCAAACUGAGACUGACUUUCCUAACAACAAGAACAAUAACAAUAUAGCACAAUAGUGCUAGAACUUAAAGGGUAAUGAGAAUUAAGAAAGAUUCUAAAAAAAAAAAUCCUACUACUUAAGCUACUUUUUGGCUAAUCAAAAACCAAAAGAAUCCCAGUAAGUUGUGGAAGGGAAGCAAAUUAAAUUAUCCCAUUAGGUCUCUUCACAAGAAGAACCAAGGAAUUGUGCAAAGGAAAGCAUAAUUUAAAAACCUGUUUAAUACAGCAGGUUAAGACAGCUACCAGCAAAUCACAGAUACAAAUAACUCUUACUAGGAGAAUCUAUUAAAAUGAACAAAGCCACAUAAACCAAAUCAAAUCUUUGUAAUGAUAAAAAGCAGCAUAAGGACAGUGGCACAUAGCAGUGGUGGGUUCCACUUACCUUUACUACCAGUUUGCAACUGUGACCGUGCUUGCAGUGCUUCUGCGCAUGCAUAGACCGUGAUGACGUCUGGGCGGGUGGGCAAGCCUGCUGCUGCUACUAGUUCUGCUAAUCUGCUAAUAAUACUGCUAAUUGAUUCAUCCCAGCUUACCUUAUUACAGGGGCAUUUUGAUUUGAAUGAACAUUUACCAAUCAUCAUGUGAAAUAAAAUAUAAUAUCCUUCUCAUA